This is a messenger RNA of Procambarus clarkii (red swamp crayfish), 468 nucleotides long. NCBI's taxonomy places the organism in Eukaryota, Metazoa, Arthropoda, Malacostraca, Decapoda, Cambaridae. The record is from RefSeq and is a predicted model, not a curated record.
AUGGAGACAAAUGAGGAGGAGAAGCCAGCACAGCCAGAUAAAGAAAGAAAUGGAAGAGAAAGGAGAAUAACCGAGCGAGCAGAGAAAAUAGAAGAGAUGAGGGAGGGGGAAAAUGGAGAGGGAGCAUUUGGGAUCUCCUAUGGCUGUGCUGGAGUGCGUUCACGAUCUUGUAGCUACGCUGGGGUGCGUUCACGAUCUUCUAGCUACGCUGGGAUGCGUUCACGAUCUUCUAGCUACGCUGGGGUGCGUUCACGAUCUUCUAGCUAUGCUGGGGUGCGUUCACGAUCUUCUAGCUACGCUGGGGUGCGUUCACGAUCUUGUAGCUAUUCUGGGAUGCGUUCACGAUCUUCUAGUUAUGCUGGGGUGCGUUCACGAUCUUCUAGCUACGCUGGGAUGCGUUCACGAUCUUCUAGCUAUGCUGGGAUGCGUUCACGAUCUUCUAGCUAUGCUGGGAUGCGUUCACGCUAG